Molecule: messenger RNA, 519 nt
Organism: Knipowitschia caucasica
Lineage: Eukaryota; Metazoa; Chordata; Actinopteri; Gobiiformes; Gobiidae
Source: the annotation of a GenBank genome assembly
AUGGCUAGCCCCGUCACUGAACAUCGGGGAGAAGAGGCUCAGCAAACCGAGGUCUUGGUCAGCGGCUUCUUGAUCCGCAGCACCCUGGUCAGCGACGCCUUGGUCCACAGCACCCCGGUCAGCAACACCUUGAUCUGCAGCACCCUGGUCAGCGACGCCUUGGUCCACAGCACCCCGGGCAGCGGCGUCUCCGUCAGCGGCGUCCCCGUCAGCGGCGUCCCCGUCAGCGGCGUCCCCGUCAGCGGCGUCCCCGUCAGCGGCGGCGUCCCAGUCAGCGACGUCCUCGUCCACAGCUGGAGGCUGGACCUCGGCAGGUGUCCAGCGUUGGCCGUGGUUCUGGACCCAGGCGCUGUCCAGUGGAUCACGGCUGCGGUAGGGCUUGAGUUGGUCAUGAUGGACAACUUUUACUCUAGAUCUGGGGCUCUUCUGAAUCCUGUAGACCAGAUCGUCCAACUGUCCAAGAACGAAAACGGGUCCUUCGUAAGCGGGAAGAAACUUUCUGACUUUGUUUUGAUGUGA